UGGUGUACGCUGUGCUUGGCAGGCGUGUCGCUAUCACAUCAGCGAUGAAGGCACCAGUGUGCGUUGUUUUCCUCUCCCAUUGCUGCGCCGCGUUCACGCUCUCGCCAGCGACAUGGUUGUUGUCCUCGCAAAGAUCAUGUGCCUUCUCCGCAGCAGAGCAUGUGAGCUCUCCCCAGCGGAGGUGCAGCAGCAGCAGCAGCAGCAGCAGCAGCAGCAGGUGCCAACCUGAUCGACGAAGGCAGCGAUCGCCUGGUGGUUCUCGCGUUCCUAGUUUCGCCCUGGGUGCAGCUAAGGACUGGCUCAAAGGAGGCUCUCAAGGGAAGAGCGGACCGGAGGGACCCAAGGCCGGAUCUGUUGCAGGGACGUCGGGCAAGAGCGGAGAGGUCAAGAAGGGUCCCAACGGAGAAGAGCUGGACCCCCGUCUCUACUCGGUCAGGAUCGCCCGCGCCACCGGGAUCGAAUGGGGCACGGACAUCAGCUUCUCGUGGGUGUACAUUCGGGCCCUGCAGCCGGACGGUGCGGCGGCGAACUGCGGGGAAAUCUCCGUCGGAGAUCAGCUAAUUGCAAUAAACGACCAGACGUUGGCCGGGGCACCUUUCGACGUGGCGAUGGACGCCAUGAUUGCUCUAGAGGGCACCGACGUCGAGUUCACCUUCUUCAGGGGCUCGACGGAGGAGCUCAAGAAGGUGGUUGGUGCGGAAGCUCCCCCGGCAGAGAUCACGGUUACCGUCAAGCAGGACGGGAAGCCGGAGUUGGCCCUCACGGCGCCCUCGGGGGCCAACCUCCGCGACUUUCUCACCGAGAACGGCAUCAACGUCUACCAGUCCGUCACGCGCUGGACCAACUGCAAGGGGAAGCAGCUGUGCGGCACGUGCAUCGUGGCGAUCGACGAGGGUCUGGAGAGCACGACAAUCCGCUCGGUCGACGAGAGCUCCACGCUCAGAGACAACCCGCCUAACUACCGCCUAUCGUGCGUCACCAACAUGUACGACGACGUGACCGUCACGGUGUUCCCGCCAGUUGGGGCCGCUCAAUGGACAAGAUGA
Molecule: messenger RNA, 1046 nt
Organism: Ectocarpus siliculosus
Lineage: Eukaryota; Phaeophyceae; Ectocarpales; Ectocarpaceae
Source: the annotation of a GenBank genome assembly